Messenger RNA from Aphidius gifuensis, 7267 nucleotides. It is a transcript of the gene Fak, whose product is annotated as focal adhesion kinase 1. The transcript has 15 exons. The record is from RefSeq and is a predicted model, not a curated record. Gene Ontology annotation, cellular component: focal adhesion; cytoskeleton. The coding region runs from base 416 to 5938 and encodes 1840 amino acids. Gene Ontology annotation, biological process: protein phosphorylation; signal complex assembly. Gene Ontology annotation, molecular function: protein tyrosine kinase activity; ATP binding. Lineage: Eukaryota; Metazoa; Arthropoda; Insecta; Hymenoptera; Braconidae.
UGGAUCUAUAAAAAUUGAUAAAUAAAUUACCAAGAGAUAUAUAUCUUGUACAAAAUAAAUAUACCAUUUGCAAAAAAAUCGUGUCAAUAUAAAAAGUUAGAGUUUGAAUUGUUUAACUCAUCGUGAUCGAUAAAUAAAUGUCAGUACAAAUCACUUGAUUAAAUCUUGAAAUACCCACAAACACUUUCCAAUAAUUUGUGUUCAAACACCUACGUUUUAUUUUAUUUUUUUUUUAAACAAUUUUAUUUAUUUAUUUUUUUCUUAAUCAAAUAAUAUAUACGUCAAUACCAUUUAUAGCUUGACCUCAAAAAAAUCAUGGAUCAUCAUGUUGAUCUAAAACUUGAAAAACAAAAAUUGCAUUUGUUUAUAGAAAUAUAGAAAAAAAUAUUUUAAUCAUAAAUAGUUUUAGUGUAGAAUGCUUAGUCUUAUUGAGUGUAAAACAAGCGUGAUGUCGUGGCCGGUGGCAAUGGAUUGUGUACAAAACUUUAAUAAUAUUGUUAAAUCACCAGUUGAUGAUGUUUUUGUUGUACGAAGACAAAUUGAAAAUACAACAAAACCAAAAGAAAGUAUUUGGCAACGUAAUAGUAAAGGUUUACUUUGUGCAUUGGGACAAUUUGGUUGUAAUGAUACACACUACAGUCCAGACACAAUUGGAACAUGGAAAUUUCACAGAGUAACAAGAUCAAGUCAUGAAGGGAUGAGUGGAGGAAAUGAUGGCAAUGGUGUUGGAGCUGGUGGUGGAAUUCAAAUUGCUGGAGGUAAAAAUACACCGCCACAUGGAUCACCAACACCAAUGGAUAAAGCCACCUUGAAGGUACAUCUACCAAAUGGUGGAAUGAAUGUUGUUAAAUUUGGUGAUGCAAUGGAUGUACGUGGUAUUAUAUCAUUAUUAACAAGUCGUCUUGCUGCUGGUACUCGUAAUUAUAGAAAUUUAUAUGCUAUGAGACUUCAUCAUCCUGGUUCUGGUGAGAGCUAUUGGCUUCAUCAAGAUACAACAAUGUAUCAGGUACAAGAAAAAUAUGAAAAAAAACAUCCACAUUCUGAAUGGAGAUAUGAGCUUAGAGUUAGAUACUUGCCACAAAACCUCAACGAUUUGUAUGAAAAGGAUAAAGUUACAUUUUAUUAUUAUUAUGAUCAGGUAAGAAAUGAUUAUCUCAAUGCAAAUCAGUCAACGCUUGACCAAGAUGUGGCUGUUCAACUUUGCUGUCUUGAGAUUCGAUAUUUUUUCAAAGACAUGCCGCAAGUUGCACUUGAUAAAAAAAGUAAUCUGGAGUAUCUUGAAAGAGAGGUUGGAUUGCACAAAUUCCUUCCACGCUCAGUGUUGAAUGGUGUGAAGCCAAAAACAUUGCGUAAACUUAUUCAGCAACACUUCAAGAAGGUCGCAGCUCUCACUGAGUUAGAGUGUAUGUUUAAAUUCUUCGAUCUCCUUCGUUCACAUUAUAGAUUUGAUCAAGAAAGAUUCAUUUGUGCACUAGGAUCAAGUUGGUCGAUACCUGUGGAGCUUGUUAUCGGUCCAGAUCUUGGAAUUUCUUAUAUGGCACAUCGAGGCGGAACUGUGCCAACAAGAAUGGCAGAAUUUUCCCAAAUUCAAACAAUUCAGACACUUGUUUCUGAUUGUAAAGAACAUGCAAAAGCAUGUAUCAAACUUCGUGUUGCUGGAGCUGCUGAAACACUCAGUAUUACUUGCUCGAGUUUGGAUCAAGCUGAAAGUCUUGCAGACUUGAUUGACGGUUAUUGUAGAUUAACAACAGGAUCCAACACUUCGUUGUGGAAUAGAAAAGCUGUCUCAUGGAAAAAUUAUCCCUGUCCAUGCAAAGAUGCACAUCCACCAAAAUACAGACAAGAUGGUAAUGCUAGUCCUGAAAAAAAUAUCAACAAGACUGGAACAAUUUUAUCUGAAGAUUAUGCUGAAAUUGUUGAUGAAGAAGGAGAUUAUUCAACUCCAGCUGCUCGUGAUUAUGAAAUUGUUAGAAAUCAAGUUGAACUAGGUGAAAUAAUUGGUGAAGGACAGUUUGGUAAUGUACACAAAGGAUCAUAUAAAGGUCGUGAUGGUCAAGCAAUUGCAGUUGCUGUAAAGACAUGCAAAGUUGAUGCUGAUUUAGCAACAGCUGAAAAAUUUCUUGAGGAAGCUUAUAUAAUGCAACAAUUUGAACAUCCAUAUAUUAUAAGAUUAAUUGGUGUAUGUUCAGAGGCACCAAUUUGGCUUGUUAUGGAACUUGCAAGAUUGGGUGAAAUGAGAGCAUAUUUACAAUCAAAUAAACAUCGUCUUGAUCUUUCAACAUUACUAUUAUAUACAUUUCAAUUGAGUACAGCAUUGUCUUAUCUUGAAAGUAAAAAAUUUGUACAUCGAGAUAUUGCAGCUCGUAAUGUUUUAGUAUCAAAUCAUACAUGUGUUAAAUUAGCUGAUUUUGGAUUAAGUAGAUGGGUUGAAGAUCAAAGUUAUUAUAUUGCAAGUAAAUGUAAAUUACCAAUUAAAUGGAUGGCACCUGAAAGUAUUAAUUUUCGAAGAUUUACAACAGCAUCUGAUGUCUGGAUGUUUGGUGUUUGUAUAUGGGAAAUAUUGAUGCUUGGAGUCAAACCAUUUCAGGGAGUUAAAAAUAAUGAAGUUAUACGUAAAUUAGAAAAUGGUGAAAGACUUGCACUUCCUGAUAGAUGUCCUCCACGUUUGUAUUCACUCAUGUCAUCUUGCUGGAGUUAUGAGCCAAGUAAACGACCGUCAUUUAAAGAUAUUCGUGAAAAUUUACAUGAAAUUUUGAUGGAAGAAAAACAUCAACAACAAGAAACCAUGAGACGAGAAAAUCGUCGUGUUCAAGCAAUGUCAUGGGGUACAGAUGAGGUGGCACCACCAAAACCAUCACGUCAACUUCAAGGAACUGAUGAUCAAAUGCAACCAACAUCAACAACAGCUCCAGUAUCAACAUAUAUUGUUGCUCAAAAUCCAGAGGUAUUGGCCCAAUUGAUGAAGGAAAAUCAAUCACGGGGGGUAUGUCCGUCUGUGUAUACAACACCAGCAUCAGCCUUCAAUACACUCGCGGUACAAUUUCAAGAAGAGGACAAAGUCCUUACAACUGCCCCAGUAUCUGAUUUACCAUUUUUUGAUCCCACAUCAUCUGAACCAAAUAGUAUCAGUUAUAAUAAUUCACAAUCAAUUGAAUCAAUUCAUUCAGAAACAAAUUUAGAUUCAAUUGAAUCAAAUGAUACAAUUUCCUCUAUGAUAUCUAGUCUUAGUAUGUCUGAAUCCGUUCAUAAUCAAUCACCUGCGGUUUGUAGAAAACAACAACAAUUAACGCAUCAGCAUCCACAACAACGUAAGGUUAAAGAGAUGCAAAAUUUAUACGCGAUUAGUUCAAAAGGAAAUAAUAAUAAUAAUAACAAUAGUAAUAACAAUAACAAUAGUAAUAAUAAUACGAGUGAAUUAUAUUCACAUAUACAAAAAUUUAACGUAUCUAAUGCUAUUCCAAUAUCGACAGUUUUACCAACAACAACAACAACAAUAAUAACAUCAACAACGUGCAGUGAAAUUUAUGGUCCAGUUAUUAAUUUUCCCCAAAGUUCCGCAAUUAUUGGAAAUUUUAGUCAAAGUCCAAGUAUUAGUGGUAAUAUGAAUGAAAAUCCAGGAAGUUCUGGUCCAAGUAGUUUAAACAGUGUAUCAGAUUGUCAGUUAUCAAGUCAAAUUGUUCAGCAUGCUCAAUCUAUUUAUCCUCAAAAUAAUCCAUUACAAGCAUCUGUUAUUGGUGGUGGUGGUAGUGGUGGUGGUGGUAGUUGUCAAAAUUUACCUCAAGUAAUAUCAUCCUCUUCCUCAUCCUCUACUUGUUCGUCAUCUAAAAAUAUAAUUGGUGGUAGUAGUGGUGUUAAUGUUUGUUCUGUACCCACAUCUGGGAUUGAGUGUUUGUAUGGACCUGUUUUAAAAUUUCGUGCACAAACAUCAAUGUGUGGUCAAAGUGGUGAAUAUAAACCAUCAACACCAAUUAUGACACAUGUACAACAUGCACAAAAUGCUCAAGUUGGACGUGUUUAUACAUCAACAUCAGGACAAAAUUUUCAACAACAACAACAACAACAUGGACAAAAUAAUCAACAACAAUUAUAUACAAAUAUUGGACAACAACCAAUGUAUGUUUCCCGUUCACAGUAUAUAACAAAUAUGAGAAUGCAAAAUAUAAAUAAUUCACCAUCAUCAUCAAUUUCAUCAACACAGUAUCCACUUAAUUAUAGUCAAACAAAUGGCUCAUCACCAAUAUAUACUGUUCAUGCAACACCAGCUGUAGUUGUACAAGCACAAAAAUUAUCUCAUCAAGAUUAUCAACAACAUUCAAAUCAACAAAAUAAUAAUCAUCAACAGACUGGUGUUGUUCAUUCUUCUUAUCAACAUACAAACCAAUCAUCAUAUCCAGGAUCCCCUCAUAAAUAUGUAUCACAACAACAACAACAACACCAACAACAACAAUCUAAUAUGAUUCCACAAAUGAUGAACACUGUUGUUUCAAGAUCAGUUGGACCACAAAUGGCAACCGGUAUUGCAAGAAUAACAACAUUUGUACAUUCAAAUCAUGAUGAACAACAACAACAGCAACAACUUUCAACAUCUGUUGAUGGAACAAUGUCCAGUUCUCUUGUUUCAUCAGCUGGUAAUGACAGUACCAUGUCCUCUAGUGGCUCACUCUUGGAAGAGGCUCAUCCAGAUCAGUUUCAGAGAAGCAGUCAGUCUGGAUUAUUUGAAAAUAUUACCGAGGAUUCAAUAAACGUUGAUGAGGAACAAAAAUUAUUGGAACAACGUUUAUUUGAACAACAACGACAGUCUGAAGAAGAUAGCCGUUGGUUAGCAAGAGAAGAAAAAAGAUUGUCAAUUGCAACAAGUGGUGAUGAAAGUGCAAGUCCACCAGUACCAAGAUCAAUGACACAAUCUCCUAGUCACGAUGUUAACAGUGCAAAUACAAGUUCAUUUGGUUCUGAUAAAAGUGAUAAAAUAAUAGUUGUUAAGAAAAUGGAACCAACACCAACAGCUGAUUUAGAUAGAACAAAUGAUAAAGUAUAUGAUUGUACAACAAAUGUUGUACGUGCAGUUAUGUCUUUAUUACAAGGUGUACAACAAAGUAAAGCUGAACAAUAUUUAGAAUUAGUACGUAGAGUUGGUGUUGAAUUGAGAGAAUUAUUAUCAUCAGUUGAUAUAAUUGUUGAUAUUCUACCAGGAUCAGCACACAGAGAAGUUGAAAUGGCACAUAAAGUAUUAAGUAAAGAUAUGGCUGAUCUUGUGUCAUCAAUGAAACUAGCACAAUCAUAUUCAUCAACAACACUUGAUGCAGAAUAUCGUAAAAGAAUGCUAUCAGCUGCUCAUGUAUUAGCUAUGGAUGCCAAAAAUUUAUUAGAUGUUAUUGAUUCAAUUCGCAUGCGUUAUCCUCAUGUAAAUAAUCAAAUAUGUGAACGUCAACAUAAUAAUAUUGUAUCAACUGGUCAUUCAACACCGGAAUCAAAUCGUAUACGUUCAAGUCAAUCUGGUGAACAAUUACUUAGACGAAGUCAAUCAAUUGAAAGAUCAGAUGUUCCUUUUAGACAAAGCCAAAGUGGAGAUUUAUUACACAGAUUAGGACAAUCUGUUGAUCGAGUAUUACCGGGAAAUAACAACGAUGUAAAUCCUAUAUCUAGUUUAGAACGACGUCAUCGAAUGGUUACAAAUAGUCUUGAAAGAAAUUCAACAGCAAGAAGACACAUAGCAACAAAUAGUCUUGAAAGAAAAAGACCAUCAAUAACAACAUCAGGCUCAACAAAUAACACCAUGAAUUUACCACCAAUGGUACCAGUAUCAUGUACAACUGUUCAAACAACAAUACCUAUUAUUCAUCCAAAUAAAAUUAUUACAACUGAUUUAAAUCAUUCAUCAAGUAGUUUGUGUUCUAAUAAUGGUAAAAUAUUAAAUGAAACACAACAAAAUGAUAGCUAACAACAUCAUUGGUGCAAAAAUAUUCCAACGUAAAUUAUUUUUCAUCUCACCAUCAAUAACUCAUUGUCAUUUUAAGUAUAAAAUAAAUUGUAUCUUUUUUUUUCUUGUUUAUAAAAAUGCUUCAAACUAAAAAUGUAUUUGUAUCGAAUAUUGUCACGAAUUUGUAUAUAAAUUAGACACAGACGUUCAAUUAAAGCAAUCAUUUUUUUUUUUUUUUUCUACUUAAAACUCCCAGAUAUAUUUAAGUACAUAUUGUUGCUUGAAAAAAAUACAAUUAAUUUAACAACAAUUUUGAUAAAUUUACUGUCAUUGAGUACUUAUAGAUAGAGACAGUAUUUAAUCAUUUUUAAACACGUCAAUGAUGUUAGAAAUUGACGUUGUUUAAAAAAAUCAAUAAUAUGAAAAAAAUAAAACUCCAAAGCUUUAGAUUAAUCAGCAGUAUAAUGUAUUUUUAAAUAUAUAUAAUAUAACAAGAGUCGAGCAUUGAGUGAUGCAAAUAAAGUGCUCAACAAAAAAAAAAAAUAAUAAAAAGAAAAUCAUAAUAUUAAUAAUAAUAAAGGAAAUUAAUUUAUAUCUUGCAUGUCUAACCACGUUGUAGAAUUUAAUAAUAAUCAAUAAUUUUUUUUAAUUAUUACGUGAAAAAUUUAUAAUAAUAAUCAGUGAAAAAAAAAUUGCAAUGCUUGAUCCUGUAGAAAAUUUAAUACUUUUGUAAAAUGUAUUUGUAAUUUUUUUAGUAUUAUUCAUUGAUUUUUAUAGUUGAUGAUUAUAUACAUCAAAUUUUAUCAAUUAUUUACUGUCUAUUUUUAAAAUAAUGCUCACAAUUUAGAUUAUUUUUAUUAUACAGUUGUAAUUAUCUUAAAUAUUUGCACCAAAAAUAUUAAAAAAUAAUAUAGAUUUAGUAUUUUAUUAAUAUUUUUAUCUGUUUUUUAAUUUUUUGAAAAGAAAAUAAUAGGUAAUUCCAGUUGAUCAUUUUUGUACUGAUUUUUAUAGAUUUUUUUAAACAAAAUUUAUUUGAUUAUAUUGAGCUGAUAAAAUAUAUUUGACAAUUUUUCGAUUUUUAAAUAAAUUUAUACAGUUACUUAUAUUGAAUUUACAAAAAAAAAAAUUGAGAAAUUAUAAAAAAAAAAAAAAAAUGGAUAACUAAGUAAACGAUGAGUUGAUGAGUAUUGAAAUUUUGAAUUUAAAUAUUUUAUUGUAUGUAUAUAGCAUCUUGAUACUAUUGAUGUCAUUUUUUUAGUGUAAAUUAUUUUGUAAAAUGAUUAAUUUAUAUGUGUCGAUUAAAUGAUGAGUGAAUUAAAUAAUUUAAAAAGAAAAAAUAAAAAUGAAUAA